AUGGCGCCCGCAAUCCAAUACGAGCUCUCCCCGCCGCCCGCCGACGCCGUCUCGGCGCUCUCCUUCGCACCCAACUCGUCGAGAUUGCUCGCCGCCUCGUGGGAUAAACACGUGCACCUGUACGACGUAAAGGGCGAAGAUGGCCAGGGAACGUUACUGCGCAAGUUUGAGCACCGCGCUCCCGUCUUGGACGUGUGCUUCGGCGGAAGCGACGACGAGGCUUUCAGCGCCGGCAUGGAUUGGCAGGUCCUGAGAAUCGACCUGUCGACUGGCGAACAGACCGUCCUUAGCAAACACUCCGCCCCCGUCAGGCGAGUCGUAUAUUGUCACAACCAAGGCAUCCUCGUAUCCGCCUCUUGGGACUCAACCCUCCACUUCCACGACCUCAAAUCCCCCACCUCACAACCCCUCAUCGUCUCCCUCCCCGGAAAACCCCACGCCCUAGCCGCCAGCCCCACCAAGCUCGUCGUAACCAUGACCUCCCGCCUCGUCUCCAUCUACGACCUCUCUGCCGCCUCCUCUGCCCUCGACUCCGGCUCCCCGACCCUCCAAGCCUGGCAGCAGCGCGAAUCCUCCCUCAAGUUCCUCACCCGCGCCGUCUCCUGCAUGCCCAACGACGCAGGCUACGCCACCAGCAGCAUCGAGGGUCGCGUCGCCGUCGAGUGGUUCGAGGACUCCGCCGAGUCUCAGGCCCGUAAGUACGCUUUCAAGUGUCAUCGCCAGCCCGCCCCCGAGGGCGACGGCGACGUCGUUUAUCCCGUUAACGCACUCGUUUUUCACCCGGGUUAUGGUACUUUUGCGACGGGCGGUGGGGAUGGCCACGUUGCGCUUUGGGAUGCGGAGGCGAAGAGGCGCAUGAAGCAGUAUCAGAAGUUCCCUGAGAGCGUUGCGGCGUUGGCGUUUUCGUCUGAUGGGAAGUAUCUUGCUAUCGGUGUCUGUCCUGGCUUUGAGACUGGCCAGGAGGAUUACUCUGGUGAGGGACGGACCAAGAUAUUUGUGAGGGAGUUGGGCGAGGCCGAGGCAAAGCCAAAGGGAGCUAAAUAA
Messenger RNA from Scedosporium apiospermum, 1044 nucleotides. RefSeq names its product Mitotic checkpoint protein BUB3. Gene Ontology annotation, biological process: mitotic spindle assembly checkpoint signaling. Lineage: Eukaryota; Fungi; Ascomycota; Sordariomycetes; Microascales; Microascaceae. The coding region runs from base 1 to 1044 and encodes 347 amino acids. Gene Ontology annotation, molecular function: ubiquitin binding. The record is from RefSeq and is a predicted model, not a curated record. The transcript is spliced from 4 exons. Gene Ontology annotation, cellular component: mitotic checkpoint complex; kinetochore; bub1-bub3 complex.